Messenger RNA from Polistes canadensis, 892 nucleotides. Its product is annotated as peptidyl-tRNA hydrolase 2, mitochondrial-like. Bases 422 to 835 code for a protein of 137 amino acids. Gene Ontology annotation, molecular function: peptidyl-tRNA hydrolase activity. Gene Ontology annotation, cellular component: cytosol; mitochondrion. Lineage: Eukaryota; Metazoa; Arthropoda; Insecta; Hymenoptera; Vespidae. The record is from RefSeq and is a predicted model, not a curated record. The transcript has 2 exons.
UAUGUGUAUAAAUAUCUACAUGUGUGUGUGAUUUAUUUCGUGUGCUAAACACGAGAUAUUCGAAGGAUUUUAUUCAUUCGUUGGAUUAUUAUUCAUACAAACCAUCCUAUCAUUUCUUUUUACUCGAUAAGAAAAGAAUCUUUUUAAUCAUUAAUUUAAUCAUCAUAUAAUAAUAUAAUUAAUUUAUCAUUUAUAAGUAUCAUGAUAGUAAACAAAGCUGAAGUUCAGACAGGUUAUGAUCAAGAUCCAGUUGAACAAGCAUUAAAAAAGACUGGUUGUAUUGAAUUACAUUAUCAAAUUCAGGAAUGUAUUGCUGAAACCCGAGAUUGGAGAAAGUGCCAGGACCUAGUAAAAAAGUUUAGAGUUUGCAUGGAAGAAUAUAAACGAAAACAAGAUACAAGUUAAUUAACAUUUUUUAAUCAUGUCGUUGAUAUUUAAACAAGUAAUGCCUACCCUUUUUCAAGUAUUGCCAGCUGGAAGUUAUAAAAUGGUUAUUGUAGUAAGAAAGGAUAUAGUUAUGGGCACAGGAAAAAUUGCUGCACAAUGCGCUCAUGCAGCAUUAGAGUGUUAUAGAAAUGCACCAAUUAAUCCAAUAAAACGGUAUAUGUUUCAAAGUUGGUUAUAUAAUGGUCAACCAAAAAUAGUUCUUCAAGUAUCGAGCGAACAGGAAUUAUUAAAUUUGGACCGUAGCGCUAAAAAAAUUGGUUUAGUCACAGCAAUAAUAAGAGAUGCAGGUAGAACUCAAUUAAAACCUGGAACUAUUUCAGUACUUGGAAUUGGACCGGAUCUAAGUACAGAAGUAAAUAAGAUUACUUCUCAUUUAAAAUUGUUGUAAAUGUCAAAGAAUUGUAUAAAAAUAAUACAUUAGCUUAUCGCUUUUGAACAAAUAAAA